Messenger RNA from Drosophila subpulchrella, 1073 nucleotides. RefSeq names its product leucine-rich repeat-containing protein 57. The transcript has a single exon. Gene Ontology annotation, molecular function: protein binding. The coding region runs from base 207 to 923 and encodes 238 amino acids. The record is from RefSeq and is a predicted model, not a curated record. Lineage: Eukaryota; Metazoa; Arthropoda; Insecta; Diptera; Drosophilidae.
CAAAUCACGCUCUUGAUAUCGAUAAACGGAGGAAAAUAAAUAAAUAAAAUUAUAAUUAAGCACAAGUGUUUAUCUUGCUGUAAAACGCAAAGCAAACCAGGAUAGCACUAACUAAGCAGAGUGCGGAACCAGGAUUAGUCAUCGGACAACCAACCCACCCAGUAAUUAGCUGAAAGCCUUGAUUUCCCUAGGGGAGCACCUGGACAAUGGGCAACAAACAGAUUAAACAACAUUUGGAGACGGCGCAGAAGACUGGAAUCCUGAAGAUAUCCCUGCAGCGCCUACAGGAGUUCCCACCGCAGCUAAAGGCCUACCCGAACGUCCUGAAAACCCUGGAUCUCUCCGAGAAUCGCUUCGAACGAGUACCCGACGAGCUGGGCAAGCUGACGCUGCUGAAGCAUCUAAAUCUCAGUGGCAACCGACUGGUGGAACUCAACGAGGUGGUCGGCGAACUGGCCAAGUUGGAGGUGCUCCUGCUGAUGGACAAUCUGCUGACGAAGCUGCCCAAAACGUUGGCCAACUGCACCCACCUGAAGACCGUGAACCUGAGCAACAACCAGCUGAAGGAGUUUCCCUCCAUGCUGUGUGGCCUGAAGCAGCUGGAUGUCCUCGAUUUGUCGCGGAACAGGAUCACCGAGGUGCCCUCCGAGGUGGGCGGACUGUAUGUGACCGAGCUGAACCUGAACCAAAACCAAAUAUCCUCCCUGGCUGAGGACGUGGCCGAGUGUCCCAAGCUGAAGACCCUCAGGCUCGAAGAGAACUGCUUGCAGGCGACGGCCUUCACGCCCAGGAUCCUCAAGGACUCGAAGAUCUGCAACCUGGCCGUCGAUGGCAAUCUGUUCCAAUCCAAGCAGUUCACCGAUCUCGAUGGCUACGAUGUCUACAUGGAGCGCUACACGGCGGUCAAGAAGAAGAUGUUCUAAUUCCGGAUAAACUCCCAUUACCCAUAACCAGUCCUCUUUUUUUUGUGUGUGUCCCAGCCCUUAUUUAUCAGCGUAAACUAAUUUAAUAGCUUAAUUCAAUAUGCCUUCAGUGUAAAUCGUUAUGAAUAAAACGAAAAAAGACAUCCAUAA